GGGGCUUGUGUAUUAUCAAUUGGAACCCAAUACGGUGCGCGUGCGCAAGUGCAAAAUGUGGAAGGAUCUCUGUUUACUGGUCGCGCUACUGGCUUCGGCCAAUUGUGAAUAUAAAUACGUUACAAAAUGGUUCAAAGUCCCGCUGGAUCACUUCGGUUACCAGAGAAACGAGACCUUCCAGAUCAAGUAUUUGGAGAAUGAAGACUUUUGGGACAGAGGGAACGGUCCCAUAUUCUUCUACACGGGAAAUGAGGGUCAGAUCGAGGUGUUCGCUCAACACACUGGAUUCAUGUGGGAUAUUGCGCAGGAGUUCGGGGCCAAAUUGGUAUUCGCUGAGCAUAGAUAUUACGGUGCUUCAAUGCCAUUCGGAAACAAAUCGCUGGAUAACGAGCACAUCGGCUACUUGACAUCUUCCCAAGCACUCGCUGAUUACGCUGACCUCGUCAAUUAUUUGCAAGACAACUCGCUGAAGCCAUCACACCCAGUUAUUGCUUUUGGAGGCUCAUACGGUGGUAUGCUGGCAGCGUACUUCCGCAUCAAGUACCCUCACCUAGUCACCGGGGCUAUCGCGGCAUCAGCUCCAAUACACCAGUUCACAGGAAUGGUCCCCUGCGAGGUUUACAAUAGGAUCGUCACCUCCAGCUUUAAGAUAGCUAGUGCCACGUGUGCCAACAAUAUUAGAGAAUCUUGGGCUGUUUUGAGGAACUUCACAAAAUCCACAAACAAUACAGCUUGGCUACAGAAGACUUGGAACCUGUGCGACCCGCUGAACAACACCAAUGAUGUGCAAAGUCUCGUUGACUUCCUCCAGGAUAUGUACAGCACCCUUGCGAUGGUGAACUACCCGUUUGAGUCUGACUUCCUGAUGCCACUCCCCGCGCAGCCAGUGAGAGUUGUCUGCCAGUACCUCAAGGAUACCUUCAAAGAUGAGAAAGAGCUUUUAACAGGUAUAGGAAAAGUAUUAGACAUAUAUGCAAACUACAAGAAAACUAGUAAGUGCAUUAACUACAAAAGUGAAUCGUAUGGUAACUUGGAUGCAGCCGGUUGGGAUUACCAGGCUUGUACGGAAAUGGUGAUGCCCAUGUGCACAACAGGAACAGUCGACAUGUUUGAGAAUGUUCCAUGGAACUUCACACAAUUCUCUGACAGCUGCCACAAAAAGUAUAAUGUGUUUCCCAAAGAGGAAGCCGCGAGGAUCCAAUAUGGCGGCAAUAGGUUACAAGCAGCUUCAAACAUAGUUUUGAGUAAUGGACUCCUUGAUCCAUGGGCUGGAGGUGGCGUUUUGAAUACUGUGAGCGACACAGUCGUAGCAGUUGUGAUCGUCGACGGUGCCCACCAUCUUGACCUGAUGCCGAAGAACCCUAGUGAUCCUGGAACAGUCAUCGAAGCUAGAAACAUUCACAAACAGAAUAUACGAAAGUGGAUUCAGUCCUAUCGGAAAUAAAAAAAUUAACUAUUA
Molecule: messenger RNA, 1459 nt
Organism: Achroia grisella
Lineage: Eukaryota; Metazoa; Arthropoda; Insecta; Lepidoptera; Pyralidae
Product: lysosomal Pro-X carboxypeptidase
Exons: 8
Coding region: 56-1444 (462 amino acids)
Biological process (GO): proteolysis
Molecular function (GO): serine-type exopeptidase activity; dipeptidyl-peptidase activity
Source: RefSeq, a predicted model, not a curated record